CCUUCUCCCCGCGCGCGGGGCGGCGGCGGCCGCCAUCUUGGCUGAGGGCAGACGCGGCUUCGCGCAGGCCCAGCCGGGCAGGGAGCGCGGAGGCGCCAUCUUGGCUGAGGGCACGGCCGCGGGGAACCGGGACUAGCGCAGAAUCCGUGCGGCCAUGGGGAGGAUCGGGCUGCAGCUCCGCGCCACGCUGGAGAACAUCACCCGGCUGCGGGCCGAGGGCGAGGACUUCCGAUGGUACCUCAAGCUGAAAUGUGGGAACUGCGGUGAAGUCUCCGAAAAGUGGCAGUACCUGCGGCUGAUGGACAGCGCUCCCCUGAAAGGCGGCCGAGGAAGCGCCACGAUGGUGCAGAAGUGCAAGCUGUGCUCCAGGGAGAACUCCAUCGAUAUUUUAAGUCAGACGAUCAAGCCUUACAAUGCUGAAGACAGCGAGAAAUUCAAAACAAUUGUGGAGUUUGAAUGCCGAGGUCUGGAACCAGUUGACUUUCAACCACAGGCAGGGUUUGCUGCUGAAGGCGCAGAAUCUGGCACACCUUUCAAUGACAUAAACUUGUUAGAAAAGGAUUGGAAUGACUAUGAUGAAAAAACAAAGGAAUCUGUUGGAAUCUAUGAAGUUACCCAUAAAUUUGUAAAAUGCUGAAGUUCAUACCCCUUACAAAUUAUGACAUGGUUAUUGAUGGAGAAGCUGUAAACAUCAGAUAUGCAACUUCUUGGAGUUACUUUUUUACAUGGCUGCACUUCAGAAAUGGAAGCCUAAGUUCACAGAAUCAUUUAGGUUGGAAAUGAUCUCCAAGAUUGAAUUCAACCUUUGACCGACAUUGCUGAGUUGUACUUUCCAUCCCCAGCAUGCCCUAAUAAAAUAUUUCCCGUGGA
Messenger RNA from Haemorhous mexicanus (house finch), 870 nucleotides. It is a transcript of the gene CZIB, whose product is annotated as CXXC motif containing zinc binding protein. Gene Ontology annotation, molecular function: zinc ion binding. NCBI's taxonomy places the organism in Eukaryota, Metazoa, Chordata, Aves, Passeriformes, Fringillidae. Bases 155 to 637 code for a protein of 160 amino acids. The record is from RefSeq and is a predicted model, not a curated record. The transcript is spliced from 8 exons.